CGCGCAACCGCCACCUGCCGCAUCGAGCGCAUCUCCCCGCGGCGCUGCUCGGGCCGCAAGCCGUGCGACCUGCAUGAACCUUCAACCUCCACAAGCCAUCCAUCAUCUGCAUGUCAAGUAAGGUACAUAUCUGAUGAGUUCCAAGCAGUUCAGGUGUCGCCAAGUCAUGCUUUCUGUUCGGAGGCCUCCCUGGAUCUCUGGCCAAGGGGAGUCAUUGCUCGCAUGAGUCUGCCGAAAAGCACACGUUGAGCGCCCUGCUCACUUCCGCCACACCGCUCAGCCGUCACUCCAUUCUCUCACAGUCUGCACGGCAUGCAUGGCAUAGACUUCCUGAAGUCCUGCGACACGAAUGUGCGGGUAUUGCAAGAUGUCACGCAGACUAGUCUCGCCAUUUUCGACCUUCAGCAGCCCGGCAAUGAUGUCGACACGCUUCACACCGCGCUGGCAACCCUUCGAGAGCAUCAGAUAUUAUGUUGUGUGAUUGAUCGACAAAUCUGGACUUUUGGCCAACUGGAUCACGACGUCGGCCACCUGCUCGAUGCUCGAUUCCGUCAGAGACCGGCGCCCCCAAGCACAAUUUCCCAGCAUGAUCAGAGCGACGUCGCCACCACGCCGUCCGCCACCGAGGCGUUCCUGGACGCCGUCGAAGGCGCCAUCUCUUUCUCUUUAGCCAAGCAGCUAGGAAUGAUCCGCCUCUGUGCAUGGCGCUGGAUUCUCCCAUCCCUGGACGGAGAAGAAGGCUCGGGCACGGUGUUGCGCAUGCACGCAAAGCUCGCCGACCCUGAAACUCUGCAUAUCUUUUACAAUGUGAAGCCAUGUCUGCUGCGCCCAGUCUGUGAGUCACAAACCCCCGUGCCGGUGGUGUUGGGUUGUUGCGGACUUCUCGCAAAACUGGCAACGAAGCAGUCGGCGGCCCCGGGGCAGGAUGAAAUGCAGUCUGAUCGGCGGGUUGUCGCUGGACUACUCGCUACCACAGGUGUGGCAGCUGAUCCCGAUGAACUCUGGCUACCGGUUGAGGUAUCGGUGCACGGCGAAGUGAUGCUUACAUCUUGGCCUGCUCGGUUAUGCUUCACUGCUGCUUCGGAACCACCAGCACAACCACCCCUUGAAGACGGCGACAAUUGGAAACAAUGGUUUCCUUCCCCCGGCAAAGAGGGCACUGCUUACGAGGAUCAGCUUUCCAUUGCUGAGCAGUGGUUUUUCCGCGCCUCGGCUGGUGAUGUAAAGAGCGGCAGUCCAGGCAAUCCCACAGACGCUCUUCCUGGAGAGGCAGUCGAUACUGUGGCGAUGGCCGAGACACCAAUGGCAACAUCAUCGCCAUUCAAUCAGCGCACUGCAGAUCUCCAAGCCGCCAUGGCUGGAAUAUAUCCUACACCGCCAGAUGGGCUUCUACCUGGCACUACCCCUUCGCAACACAUUUCACAGCUCAGUGAUGCCAUACCAGAGGGCGAGGCGGUCGACUUCUCCGCCAGCAUUGAUGACCAGCCGGAGAGCAGCGAGGCCUUUGUACAACCAGCGAGGCUAAUUCCAUACCACUCAACGAAUGAGGACCUAUUUGGCGAGCUUGGCGAAAUGGAAAUGGGCGCAAACGAAGUUGGUGAUGCUGACUUUGAUUAUUUCGACGAGCCGGAUGACGUGCCAGUCGGAGAAGGUCCAUCAAAUCGCAAUAUGAUUGUCGAGUCCCCGAUUAUGAACAUCGAUGCCCUCGUCGAGCCGACAAACGUAGUGACCAUGUCACCAAUGGAGACCCAAUCUCCCGCUGGACCAGUCACCGGCGGUCAUGCACACUCAUAUAAUGAGACGCGUACCAGCGGGGGCCUGGAAAAAGAUGACAUGUCUGCUUCACUGCAGUCACCGCAACUGCUCCCGGCGACCGGCCCAAAACCUCUCAGCCCGUUUGGAAUCCGGGAACGCAUUCUACCGCCCCCAAUCCCCGCCAGCGCUCAACAGCAGCUCAAGACCGACCUGAGGCGAAGUAGCUCUUUUGGCCCACUGGUCUUCAAUGAGGCAUUCUCUUGUAAUCGCCAUGACAUCGAGCCUGUCACUGGUGGUGAACAAGGUGUUGCGCACCAUGAGCAGUCUGACAUUCGAUUGCCGCGAAAGAAGCACAAGCGGCUUCGGCUUGCACGCAAGGACUCCGAUUCAGGCGUGGAUGGGAUAGGGGAGAUUGACAUAUCCGACGCGGAUUUCAAUCAAGACUCGUCAAGUACGAGUGUUGUUGACGAUGACGAGAGACGUCCACCGAAGCUUCCAUGGGACAACCGGGAGCGCAAGCGGAAGUCCGAGAACGAUCACUCCCUCACACGCAGCAGCUCUUCGGCUGACGACGCUAUGAGUGGAGGGAACGAUGUCGACAUGGCUGACAUGGGCACCGCCCGUGGACAGCUUCACAAUGGUCUUUUAUUACUCGCGGCCACAGAGCAGGCGCUCGAUUCUCAAUCUUUUGAUACGUUCCUUGAGACCCAUACGCGGCGUGGGCGAUCAGUGUCGCGGGCCGAAUCAUUAUCACCAGUCGAGUCCUUUUAUUCUCUUACCAACGAGGAUAUUGUUGCCGUCGCCCAGGUCGUCGCAGAACAGGCGACCGCAGCUUCUGUCACCUUGACAAGCGCAGAUCAGUCUUCCACGGCGUCAGAUCCCGCUUCUGCUGAGACUAUUCGCAUCUCCGUCGAGAGCGCUUUGUCUCUUAUGCUCCCUGGUGCCGAGGACUGUGACGUUACAAGGAUGGCAUACGUCUCAGACAAUGCUGCAAAGGCCUCCGCCAACAGAGCGCCGAGUACUCCGCACCCCCGCCCCUCUGCACGAGAGGGAACCCUGCAGGCUCCGAGCAUCUUCCCACUCCAGACGCCCCACGUCCAUGUCCAACGUGGAGCGGACACUUUCGAUGUGCUACCUACGGCCCUGCCGUUCUGGAAUGCAUUGAGCCUGGGGCCUGCAAAUGGGCCGAAGAAUGCGAAAGUGAUCUGCAUGGUCCCUGAUGUUGAGCCUCUCAUAGGACUGGCUGCAUCGUUCAUAGACGACAUGGGGAAGGUCUAUGAGGGCCGUAAGUUGGGUGUGAUGACCUCCACGGAGCGGAACGGCAUACAUGGUGCCGAACGAGGGGUCGUCACAGUGAAAACUCUCGAUGAAGACUCGCCUGAUCUGUCUGGUGUGCUGAAAGCUUACGCUACAGCUUCUGUAAAGUUGGGCAAGGCUCUAGCGAAAGGCAGAGAUGCGGAGCUGGACCAGACCAUUGUGAUUUGCAUGUUCAACCCCUUCGAAACCGACGAACGGUUGAAGCCAUACCUGUGUGCAUGCUACCAGCUUCUGCACAAGGCAUACCAUUCAGGCUCACAUGCACCUCUGGACGCGACGAGCAGAAGCGAUCUGUUGCUUCAGAUUGUUUCCCUCUCCACGAUUGCGUACCUUCAGGAUAUGGGCAUGCCAGCUGGUGAGCAUCUCAUUCCCAUGGCGACGUAUAUCUACGACAGGUGUCCUGCGUCAGGUAAGGACCUUGACAAGGCUGUCUCCCAAUCCAUACAAUCAAAGACUGGAGCUCCGGCGAUUGAGCUUGCAACGAUUCCGCCCAAAAGAAUUGGUUUCCAGUUGACCCCCGAUCCACCUAGCGAUAUCUUGUUUGACGGAUCCAUUCUACACAUCGCAUACGCUUCAAGCAGAAACGGGCGCUGGCUGACGGCUUGCUGGACGGACAAUACGUCGCACUACCAGAGAAUAUACUCGGCAUCUCUCCGGGGCAGAUCAUUCCGGGACGUGGCUGCACAUCUUUGGGAGGAGACGUGCGCGAUCAUCGCUGCGAAAGAGGUGACAUGGCGUGUCUACAUCGCAACGACUGGAGAGAUCGAUUCGAGUGUCGCCGCUUGUUGGAGAAAAGUGGUAACGGCCAAACCAAGGAAGCAAAUGCUGCAUGUGACGCUGGUGUCCGUCACUGAUGACGAUCUGGUCCAGCUCACUCCCGCAAGCACGCCAGACGUUUCCAAGUCGGGCAUCAAAGUUACAACGCCAGGAGACGGAUUCUCAACGCCGGCUUCGACACCGCAGACAUCUACGUGCAUCGCGUCUCCAGACCCGGGUGGUCAGACGAAUGCGCCGCCAACUCCUGGGACGCGCGAGCCCACCAGCAACAUUAGCGAGAACGAUCCGGACGUUCAGUUGGUCGAUUUGGCCGACGAGCAUUGGGGAAUGCUGCUGGCACCUUCGUUCAAGCCAUCCCACUCGACGACGGCCUCGGAUCCCGCUGUCAGCGGCCUUUUGAUCCGCCGCGGCGAUGGCGCUGACGUGCCGCUCGAAACGUUGAGUGUCAACUUGCAUUGGGACAUCAGGCUGCGUCCAAACAGUCUGAUUGACGACGGUCCCCCGCGCCAGGUUGAAGCGAAUCUUCGCGAGACAGUGAAAGCGUAUCGGAGCCUUUCUUUAAUGGCGAAGGUACGGGGCAAACCUGGGUUGAUGCCUCUUCAUAUAUCAUCUACCCUCGCAGCUGCGCAGGAUUUGGACCUACUAUAGAUCUUGAGAAGUGUACAAGAAUCAACAAUGAAAUCUGUCGAUAGC
Messenger RNA from Neohortaea acidophila, 4542 nucleotides. Its product is annotated as mediator complex subunit 13 C-terminal-domain-containing protein. The record is from RefSeq and is a predicted model, not a curated record. Gene Ontology annotation, cellular component: mediator complex. NCBI's taxonomy places the organism in Eukaryota, Fungi, Ascomycota, Dothideomycetes, Mycosphaerellales, Teratosphaeriaceae. Bases 313 to 4497 code for a protein of 1394 amino acids. Gene Ontology annotation, molecular function: transcription coregulator activity. The transcript has a single exon. Gene Ontology annotation, biological process: regulation of transcription by RNA polymerase II.